GUGACUGUUCGUUGUGUAUGCGAAUGUAAAACUUGUGAUUUUUAUGUGCGUGUGUGUGUGCAAUGGAUCGGUUAGUGUUUUUGUGGUUUUGUUGUUGAUUGUCCAAGGAUAUUUUUUCUGAUGACAAAGGAGUAAAUGGUGGGCAAGAGCGGAUUUCUCCAUCAAAAUGGCAAAAUUAUAGCAAACGACCGAAACCUGCUACGUUGGCGCUGGAGGCGAAAAAAUGAUCAUUCUGAUGAUCGUAUAUUUCAUCACGCUACCGGUUCUCACUUCCAAACCAGUCAUGGGUGAUGCGACAGUAGAAGAAAAAACAUCCCAGCAAUAUAUUAGUUCUAGAGUAGUCAGAACUAAAUAUGGUGAUAUUCGAGGCUUUAUUGUCACUCCCGAAUCGAGAUAUCUAGAACCGGUUGAAGUAUUCCGAGGUGUACCAUAUGCGUCUCCUCCCGUGGGAUCCCUUAGAUUUAUGCCUCCGGUAUCAGGCGCUCAAUGGUCCGGGGUGAAGAUAGCUGAGGAAUUCGGUCCAGUCUGCCCACAAGUUCUUCCGGAUAUAAGGAAUGAGACCGUCGUGCUCAAGAGGAUAUCAAAAGGGAGAUUGGAGUAUUUAAAGAGGAUAUUGCCGUUUUUAACGAACCAGUCUGAAGAUUGCUUGUAUUUGAACAUUUAUGCCCCAGCUCAAGGUGUACGAGAUGCUGUAGCCCGAUAUCCAGUGUUGGUCUUCGUCCACGGGGAGAGUUACGAGUGGAGUUCUGGAAACCCCUACGAUGGGACAGUGUUGGCUUCUCACGCGGGACUAGUUGUGGUCACAAUUAACUACAGACUUGGGAUUUUGGGAUUCCUCAACCCUAGAUCCGAUGACUACCCUCGGUCGCCAGCCAACUAUGGUCUCAUGGACCAAAUUGCCGCCUUGCACUGGAUCAAGGAAAACGUGGCGGUUUUUGGUGGAGAUCCUACUAACGUCACUCUAAUGGGACAUGGCACCGGGGCUGCCUGCGUCCAUUUCCUGCUCACCUCUUUAGCUGUGCCUGAAGGUCUCCUCUUUCAUAGAGCGAUUUUGAUGUCCGGAUCUGGACUCAGCCCGUGGUCUUUGGUGGCCGACCCCAAUAAGUACGCAGCAAUUGUGGCAACACACGCCAACUGUUCACCAGACUUGACACCCCCAGCGCUGCUGCGAUGCUUAAGAGAGCGACCAUUAGAGGCAUUACUCUCCGCACCAGUUCAAGCGCCUGACUUCGCUUAUGCCUUCGGGCCGAGCGUCGACGGUGUUGUUAUAGAUUUAUUUGUGCCAGAUACAGGAGAUCUCUUAGUCAAUCCAGAAAAUGGUUACGAAUGGGGCGGCCAGACAGUUGCCCAUGCGCCAGUCGGGAAACAAGCACAGAACGCUAUUAACAUCAUCAACGCUGUGCUGAUGAGAAAAAGUGCGGUGGCGCAGCUGACCAAAUACGAUUUGAUGCUCGGAGUCACUAAAGCGGAAGCUUACUUCGCAUUCAGCGGUGACGAUGUACAGUAUGGGAUAGAAGCGGACAGAAGAUCGAAGAUUCUCAAGUCUUUUGUCAGAAAUACGUAUAGCUACCAUCUUUCUGAGAUAUUAGCGACGAUUAUAAAUGAGUAUACGGAUUGGGAAAAACCUGUUCAGCAUCCAAUUAACAUCAGAGAUGAAACUUUAGAAGCACUUAGCGACGCCCAAGUCGUAGCUCCAAUGGUGUUGACAGCCGACACACAUUCAGCGCUAAGAAGAAAUUCGUAUCUAUACGUUUUCGACUACCAGACGAAGUACGGUGACUAUCCACAGCGUCAAGGCUGCAUCCACGGGGAGGAGCUUCCGUACAUAUUCGGUGCGCCCCUGGUCGGUGGUUUGGCUCACUUCCCUAGAAACUACACGAAAGCUGAAGUCGGCCUGUCUGAAUCCGUCAUGUUAUAUUGGGGAAACUUCGCUAAGACUGGCAACCCUAAUGAAGCUCAAGAGACUGAUCCUAUAAGAGCUGGAAGACAGGAGCGAGUUAGAAUGAAGAACAUCGAAUGGACUGCCUACGAAGCUGUUCAUAAGAAAUAUUUGAACAUUGACAUAAAGUCAAAACUCAAGAACCAUUAUAGAGCGCAUAGACUUUCAUUUUGGUUGAAUUUAGUACCUGAUCUGCAUCGUCCAGGAGGCGAAGAUGUACCGCCAGCUCAUCAUCAGCUUGAAAAUGAGGACAACUCGAUCCAGCCAACACCCAAGACUUAUAGUCCAGCCUUCAAAAAAACAACUGACGUAAUAGCUGAUACAGGACUUGCCACAAAAAUACCAGUUCUAAACGUUCUUAAUAUAACCUCAUCGUUAAAUUUCAAUAUCGUAGGAAUGAAUAGUGUUACUCAAAGUACUGCCAGUGAAGUACAAAAAUCUGAAACCACAGCCGCUAGUCCGCCCGAAGAUGGAUUCGCUGCCUAUUCCACAGCGCUCAGCGUGACAAUAGCAAUAGGAUGCUCAUUACUCAUUCUCAAUGUGCUUAUAUUCGCCGGAGUAUAUUAUCAAAGAGAUAAAACAAGGAUGAACGGCCAAGACGGACACAAUAAUGGAUCGCAUCUAAAGAAACGCGUCGAAAAUGGCCAGAUGCCAAAUAAUAUUUGCGGCGAUCUCGAAGGAGCUUUAUCGUAUCAGACCAGUCUGAAAAACGAUCCCGCGACAAUAUUGAGCCACCACCACACGCAUUCACAUCACCAACUGCCACCGCCAGAGUUUGCCGAUUUACCAGGAAACAACGUGGCGGGCAUGGCCACGCUACCAAGAGCCCCGCCGCCACCGAAAAUAGGCAAAACUAUAAACACACUAGCCAGUGGUCAGCUACAGGAGAACCAGCCUUUGUUAUCGGCGCAUCAGAUGCAGAUAAUGAACACGAGCACUUUAACUAAGAAGAACACGCAGAUGAAUGCAAAGUCGAACGUCACGAUGGAGGAGCUGCGGGUGUGACGUCACAGGGCCUGACUGCAGCGUGCGGGCAGCUGCAGUGACGUGGCCCACCACGACGAGAUCGUGUGACUCGAACCCGACCUUCUCAGGUGCGUCGCAGAUUACAUAUAGAACUACAAUGCCUCUGCACCACCUGAAUUCGGAAGGUUUAAUUUUAGGACUCACAUUUCCGAAAACUCUAAUUCGAGUGAAGUGUCAACAAUUUAUAGUGAAAAGUGACAUUAGAUAAAUAAUCAUAUCGGGUUAAUGGACGUUCGUGAACGAAUUUUUGGUACUGAUAAUGUUGAUGUGUAUAUUGGAUGUAAAUAUAAUAUUAUUUUAGGGUUUGUAAAUAUAGCUCGGCCGCAUAUCCAUUCUAGUUAAAUUGUAACCUCAUCUAGAUUUAUCGGUACCUCUUCGGCUAAUGAACACACGCAAAGAUACAAAAAAAAUUUAUGUUCUAUUAAUUAUUAAAACUGGUUGUAUGUGUGUACUUACAUUCAAUAUAUUUUUUCCUCUCAAAAUAUUGAUUACGUUGUUAUGUUAAAUUCGACUCAGAAGAUAUAAAAUCGUAAUUGAAUUUUUUUUCCCUAAUAAUAUCCGAUUUUAUUUGUACACUCAGGUUAAUAACUAUUUUUAGUUCUUGUAUAGUAAAAUUUUCGUAUGAAGGUGAUGAAAAUAAUAUUCGAAAAGAAUGUAGGUAGAAGCUAAUAAAAAAACAGCUUUCGAGAUCAAAUACAUAAAAUGAAACAUGCGACAUUUCACAACCGACACAGCAUUACAAACUAUUUUUGUUUUUGAAACCUCAUGUUAUUUCUAAAAAUAAUUGACCUAAAAUUUUAAUUUGAAGUCGAAAAUCCAUAAAAUAGAAAAUACGCACUAUGCAAGAAUAUUUAAUAUAUAAUUUUGUAAAACGAACAGAUGACCCUAUAAGUUUGAAACUACAUAUAAGAGCUACCAAUCAUAAAAAUAUCAAUCAUGAAAUAUAAUGUACAUACGUGUUGUAUUUGUAAAAAUCAUAAUACAAAAUAUUAAAAGAAUAGUCAAAAUUUAACCUUUAAGGUUGAUAAAAAUAUGUGAAAAAUCGUGUCGAAUUCAAUUAUAUUGUUGUAAUAUACUUCAAAUAGACAUACGUAAGUCUACUAAAUUAAAUUCUAUAGUAAUAGCCAAACCAGAUUAAUCAUAAACUUUAUUACGUUGUAAUAAUAUUAAAUUUAAAACACCAAAUAUUUAAACAGCAUGUUGCUAAACAAAUUAAGCAAUAAUUUGCUACAAAUUAUUUAAUAUAUCGCUAAUGUCGUGAGAAAUGUGGUAAUUCGUUUCAGUUUGGUUGAUUUACUGUAAAACUAUACCAACUACCUUCGAGCAGCAAUAGCCUUAGCUUUAUGCCAGUAUUUCUUAGAACAACUCUUUCCAGGUCUGACGCAAUUUCACAAAAACAAAACAACAGCGAUUUUAGUUUUAAAAUCAUAUCAUUGUCAGUCAUUGCCCUAUUGAUUGCGUAACCCAGACCAACAGAACAAAAAGUCUGGUUUCGAUUUCCGGUCUGAGUAGUGUCUUUUGCAAAAGUAUUUUGAUGAUCAGGGAUCUGAGCAGUUAAUUUUUUAUUUCACACACAUAUAGGUCCUCGUUCGCACGUAUUACGUGAUUAUCCGUACAACGUGAAACUCGCGACUGCCCCUCAGAACGACCAAAUCCCAACGAACAGUCUGUCCUAACGCCCGAUCCCCGCUGGAAACAGAACUCGGACAUAAGACAGGGGCCUGAUUCCGCCGUCAACACUAUCUGGCCGGCUUAGUAAUUGAAAUUAGGAGCGCCCCAUACGAUGCCAAUGGUGUACCGGAAUACCCCGCUGGUCUAGAACUAACCUGCAGGGCUCUAUCAUGUAACGUGCUAGAUUAAAUUACUUAUAGUGCGCCGCGUGGCCUCUUUCCCUCUUGUCGUCUCGCAACCAUCAUGGGGGAAGGACGGCUACAACUAGGGAAAAUAACAGGGGUGCCACAUCACCUACUAAAUCAAUGGAUAAUUAAAUGAGCUUAGCUUGGGGCAGUGCGAAUGUGAAUCGCUUAUUAAAGAUACUUGUGUUCAAAUGUUAUGAGACAUUGAAGACUGGUUUUUUUCCUAACUAUUCAUUGGUAGCCUAGGGGAUAUUCCAACUUCGCGUGAAUCGGUAGCUUACGGGCUCAGCUUGGGAGAAUUGCUAACACUAUCCCUAGCAAGAGCAGUGCUUCGCUGAAUCUACUACCGGAUCGGAAUCGCGACCUACUGAGAAGAUCCGGCGAGAAACUCAGUGGGUUAUUGAAGUAAUGGUAAUCCUACUAUUUAAAUCGGAAUGUAUGAUGACACCGCGAUAGACUUAGGUAGGGUAAUGAUACGGAUCCGGGUUCUCACAAAGGAUUACAGGUAAUUACGCAAAUUGUAAUUUUUGAAAAGAUACCUAUUACUGUUAUGUUCUUAUUAUCUGUCGACAGUGAAUUAUUAAUGGAAUGAAUGAUUCUGCUGUUUCGCUGCCUUUGUAAGCUAAUUAAAUACACAUUUCUUCGACAUUUUAAGUUUUGUUUUCAAAAUAGAAGGACCAAUAGUGUUUUGUAUAUAUGUAAAUAUUAGUGUCACGGUGUAAACAGGUUUUUUGAAUUGUUUUACUUUAAAAUUUUGAAAGCGACUGAUUUGAAUGCGCCGGAAUACUGAAUUGCAUAUUUAAGAAGAGAUUUUGAAAAUUGUUAUUAACUAUGAAAGAAAAGAAACAAGAAACAGACAAAAAAAAGAAGCGUUCAUUUUGAAAUAGCUUCAUAGCUUUAUUGUGUACUGACUAGUCUGAGCCAACUGAUGUUAAGAUAAUAAGGGUAUCGGGAUAAAUGAAACAUCAAAGAUACCGCCACCUACCUUGGGAAAAUAGACUAAAGUUUCAGUUGCACUGGGAUAAAGACAUCAGACUACUCUUCUAACCUAAAUAUAUGAACACCUGGUGAUGAGUGAUGAACAUGAUGAAUGAUGAUGCGUGCGAAAUCAUCACGUCCCAUACCAUCAAUAAUACAAAUUUUCGGAAAGGAGUUGAAGAAGUUGUGUGAAUAAGAUGACAAUACUCUCAAUACAUUGGUAGGAAAGUAACACAAGUAGUUAGAAGUGGCCAGGGUUGUGACUGAUACAACUAUUCCAAUAAACAUCUGGACAGACUAUUACGGUAACUAUUUUGUCUUCAAAACUAAAGCGAUGACUUAAAUACGUCUUAGAAUACGUCAAAAAUUAAUCUAGAUACGAAUCGAUUGCCAAGCGGAAGCCGUCUUUAGCGUAUUACUUGAAAACCGGACAGCUGGUAUACAUUUAUUGAUUUUUUUGUAUAUUUCAGUAGUUUUUAGAUUAAUUAAAUUUCUGAGGAACUACAGUUUUGAGCUAUACUUACAGAAUGACUGAUAGUUCAAAUGUUGUUAUUCGUAAAAUAGAGCUUUAUUACAAAUAGUCAUUACGUUUUACCUACCGAUAUAUUAUUAUGAUUAACGUAAGAGAUAGUUAGUUUAUUAUUAGGCAAUAGUUUGGCAAGGACUCAUGUGAGCGACAGUCGAUACUGACUACGUGGGUCGUAACUGUUCUACUAUUGAUCGCAAUGAAAUACAGAAAUAAUGCGAAAAUCACAUACCUAAUUAAUACAUGGUCUGUUCUUGCAUUGAUUUUAUAUUCAUUUUAGGAAAUUUGACUUUAUAACCCUCUCUGUAGUUGCACUAAUUGUUUUAAUUUAGUACCGUUUUAAAAUGGCUAUCGCCCAAUAUCUGAGGAAGACAAAGGUGAAUCUGACUCAAAGAGAACUUAAAAUUCUCAAAGUCGUUUCACCUAAUCCCGAAGAACCUUAGCGGACAAAGGUAAUGUUGAUCACCAAGAUAUCGCCUACUAUUGUUGAUAGUAGGUGAUAUCUUAAGAUAAAAAAUAAACCUAUGAAUACAAAAACCGCAAGGUGAACCCGUGAAAGGUUUGCGAAUAUACUAAGAUUAUAAUAAAGUAAGUCACUACGUAAACGAAGCUGUAUUAUCUAUUUACGUGAUACAAAUGUUUUAUAUGCAUUUCAGUAUUCAAACUUUUAUAAAACUCCAUAAGAACGUAUUUAUCUAUGAUAUCAUUAAUUUAUUUAGAGAACCGUUAAAAGGUCAUUAAAUUCAACAGACAUUCUUAACUUCUAGUUAUAUUUUCUUGCAUUUGUUUUACGUGUACUUUUUGUAUAAUUUUUAAUCGAUCAAUACAAAUUGAUAGGGAAUGUGAUUUCGAAAUACACUAAUGUGUCUACUUUAUCUAAUUAUCUAAAUUUGGCUACAAACUUAUCUGCCAGCUUGCCUGUAUGAACAAUCAUUUUGUUUGAGCGUCUAUUUAUUCACGGUUUGAUUUAUGUAAAUCGUUGUAAUUUACUUAAGUGGUUGAUUAAACGAAUCCGAGCACAUUUCGUGACUUCUCAAUAUCAAGCAUUAGAUCGCCUAAUUCCACUACAAGUCCGAUUUAAUUUUCCAUUCAAAGUCAGUAUAUUUCUUUAAUAUUUAUUUUAUACUAGCUUACCCGGCAGACUUCGUAGUGCCUCAAUCGAUAAAUAAAAAACCUAAACUUUUGUAUAAAAUAAACAAAAAGCAUCCGUCCAACGGGGGACACAUCAAAAGAAAAACAAAAUUGUUUGUUUUUAUAUAAUUCCGAGCAUUUUCAUAUUUAUUCACCUUUUAAACCUUCUCUGGACUUCUACGAAUAAUUCAAGACCAAAAUUAGCCAAAUCGGUCCAGGAGACUAACGAACAGCAAUUCAUUUUUAUAUAUAUAGAUUUGGGGUCUGGGUGUGUUUUUCUUUGUCUGAUACAGGUGUUUCUAUUAUCCCUAGCACAAACGCCGCUUCAGUAUGAAAAGUUAAUUUAUUUACUGUAUUUAGUAAAUAACGUAUAAACAGAAUGAUUGUUCCUACAGGCUUGUUAAACUUCUUUACCUAAUCUCUGUUUCGUUCAAAGGAAAUUAGGAAAUACUAUAUUAUAGCCUUAUGGGUAUUUAUAAUUUGUUCCAUUUUCCUAACAAAUGUUAUUUAUAUUCGAAGAUGGAAAAUUAUUUAUGAGAUAAUAAUAAAAAUAAUGACUAUUUUUCGGUUCUUAAUUAUACGAUUUUUAUGUAUAUUUUUCUCUCUUAGAGAAAUGAAUAUUUUGAUGUCGCUGAGGGAUGUUAAUGUUGCAAUAAGAUAUACACACAUUACAUUAUUGUAAAAUAAUUCAGGUUUAUGUUGCUUUUAUUUUGAAUGCUUUCCUUCCGUAUAUUUAUUUUUGAGAUUUAUUUCCAAUGCGCACUAACUUUCGUCAUUAAGCUUAGAUAAUAGACAGACUGUUAUUGGUAGUUGUCAAAUCGCGAUUUCCAGUGCCCGCCGAAGACUUCCAAAUAGUCGCGCAUUGAAAACUAUUAAUACACGUUUAAUAUAAAUAAUGAUGAUUAGUGCGAAGUGACAUCGUAUUACCGAGAUACAGACUUAAACAAUUUUAAUAAAAUAAAGUAUUAAAAAUUA
This is a messenger RNA of Bombyx mori (domestic silkworm), 8431 nucleotides long. RefSeq names its product neuroligin-4, X-linked (gene Nlg3). Bases 224 to 2944 code for a protein of 906 amino acids. Lineage: Eukaryota; Metazoa; Arthropoda; Insecta; Lepidoptera; Bombycidae. Gene Ontology annotation, cellular component: cell surface; synapse; postsynaptic membrane. Gene Ontology annotation, molecular function: neurexin family protein binding; signaling receptor activity. Gene Ontology annotation, biological process: presynaptic membrane assembly; synaptic vesicle endocytosis; postsynaptic membrane assembly. The transcript is spliced from 12 exons. The record is from RefSeq and is a predicted model, not a curated record.